AUGAGUGAAUAUCGACUUCAGCGCGCAAGAUCUGUUGCCAUUGUAAAUGCUAACAAUUCGGCGGCGGUAGGCUCUAAAGGAGUGAUAAAAGUAUUGUUCUAGUUGACUCGGGCCUACUCGGUGGAUAAUCUGAACGAAGUCUACCAUGCAAGUCCUCGCUAUCUUCCUCAAUACCCCACCUAUGCCACUUACAGAAGAAAAUACACACCGUAUGCCAAAGAUCACACUCUGGUAAGUGUAAAUUGCGUUUAACCUCACAUCUCAGUUCACCGAUUACUGGUAUGACAAGCAUCGUUACUUCUCUCCCAUCCACGAAUUCACUACUUCCAUCCCUCGGCGAUACUAUAACAGUGACAAUAUCUCGAAUCCUCUUUACUGGAGUUAUCCUUACCCUUACUGGACGCGAUACAACAGUUAUCUAAACAACUAUCCCUACUUCAAGACUGUCAGUCCCAUCACCGAUUCCUAUUUUGACACCGUCUAUCGUCGCGCCUAUUAUUCGCCUUACCGAACUUUUGUGCAUGACAAUGUUCUUUCAAGACCUUAA
Messenger RNA from Bursaphelenchus xylophilus (pine wood nematode), 547 nucleotides. Lineage: Eukaryota; Metazoa; Nematoda; Chromadorea; Rhabditida; Aphelenchoididae. The record is from the annotation of a GenBank genome assembly.